UAUUAUUGCGGAUGUCACAUGUACAGCUGUCAUAUUUACCCGGUGUAAAAUAGAUACAGUAGACAACAAUGUAUCCGUCACAUCUUUAUAUUUACAUGUUUGUGAUAUACGGAGGUUUACUUAGUAGUCAAAGCUUUAUUGAGAAUGAAGACUUUAACAAUACGUUGUACAGAAGUAAAAGAAGUGUUAAUUGUGGAUCGUCGAAUACCCUAAAAAAAUAUACAUUUUAUUCGGGACAUACUGCAUGUUUGACUGCGUCCUCAUCUGCUGAUUUGACCACUGCAGGUGUUACCGCAGAUGAGAAGACAGAAAUAGUAAAUAAACACAAUACCUUACGAUCUCUCACUCAAGCUACAAAUAUGAUGAAAAUGAGCUGGGAUGACGAAACUGCCUACAUAGCUCAAAAAUGGGCAGAAAAUUGUGCGACAGCACAUGAGUCUCCCGGUCUUAAACGGUCCAUUCCAGGGAGGUUUGGACUUGGUCAGAAUCUUUUCUGGGGAUCCGGAAAGUAUGCCUGGAGUGAAGCUAUACAAAGAUGGUAUGAUGAGAUCAGCGAUUUUACAUUCAAUGGUCAAAAUGUUUUCAGUGAAGUUGGACAUUAUACACAGGUUGUUUGGGCUGAUUCUAUUAAACUAGGUUGUGGUUAUGCCCACUGUACAACAACACGCAUUCAUUUGUAUGUGUGUAAUUAUGGACCAGGUGGUAACAUUGGAGACACAAGUAAACCAUAUAAACAAGGAACGCCCUGCCAAGAUUGUCCGGGAAAUUGUGUCAACAAGUUAUGUGAUUGCGAUAAAGUUUGUUUAAAUGGUGGAGCCCUUGAUUUAUCAACAUGUACAUGUAACUGUAAGAGUGGUUAUAGUGGACCAGAUUGUUCCUUGAACUGUGCGACUAAGACAGACCCAGGACAUUGUGGUACACAGUGGCCUCCUAGGUAUUGUGAAACCUUUAGUAAUGUCCCAUCAGAUUGUCCACAUAUGUGUAAAAUAUGCCCAAAUGGUGGUGUUGCAGUAACUGGACCAAGCGACGGUAAGGGAGUAAUCAAUUUCGACCUGGUAGGAACUGAAACCGGAAUUUCUAGUCCUUCAACGAUCGAAAACUCAGAGCCCGUUACUAUUCCAUUGAGAAGUACAAGUCCUGGGAAGACUGACACUUCUCAAUCUGCAACAACGGUAACAGAAAAAACAACUCCUUCGACAAGCGAAUCGGCUGGUGAUGAAGUAUCCAGAGGUUCAAAUGUUUUGAUGUGUAAUAUCUUUAUGUGGAGUUCUAUAGUCAUUGUUACCAUGCUCAAUAUUUUAUGAAAAAUAUUCGUUACAACCUAAAUCUUUACAUCACAGAAAUACUAAAAAACAUGAAAUAUGCUUUCAAGGAGAAGCCAAUGUAUAGAGGUCAACAUUCGCCGUGCACAUAGACAACUGACUUUACAAUAUGUCAAGUUCUAGAAAGUUCGGAAUAAAUUAAACAGGAUCUGCAAUUAUAAUUAUUCAACUAGAUUAUAACAAAAGAACACGUUGCCCUCUUGGUAUCUUUUCUCUCCUUUAGUAUGAUAUAAUUUUGUUAUUAUACCUCCUUUCCAGGCGUCGGCGCUAUAUUGUAUAUACCUUGUCCAUCCAUCCGUUCGUCAAUACUUUGGUUUUUAUCUCUCAAUAUUUUCAAUAAACGAAUGUUAUUUCGUCACACAUCUGUCAAAUGGUACAGAACAGAAUGACAUCUUAUUUGGACAGCAGCUCAACAGACGUUUGUGCGUUGUUCUGAUCCUUCAAAACACUCAUUUUAUUUUUACUUUUUCGAUACAUUGAAUUAUUCGAGCAUUCUGGUCAUAUAUAAUUUGUUUACACGUAUCUUAUUCGUAUCAUGUGCAUGUGUAUAACAUACUGAAAUACGAAAUACUGGGCAACAGAUAAAAGUAUUAACAACAACCGAUUAAUUCAAUUAUUUUUUAUUUCUAUUGCGAUCUGUAAGCCGUAUAAAAUGUCGUCAUAAAUUUAAAUCGUAAAUCAAAAAAGAAAUUAUUUUAUUAUAUUGAUUAUCUGAUGUCCCAUUUACCCAUUUUUACCUUUAGUAACUUUGAGAAGGUUAAUACAUCAAUUUAUAUAUGUAUAUAAUAAACUUUAAAUGCA
Mytilus californianus (California mussel) is the source of this 2123-nucleotide messenger RNA. RefSeq names its product cysteine-rich venom protein kaouthin-2-like. Bases 69 to 1304 code for a protein of 411 amino acids. The record is from RefSeq and is a predicted model, not a curated record. Gene Ontology annotation, cellular component: extracellular region. Lineage: Eukaryota; Metazoa; Mollusca; Bivalvia; Mytilida; Mytilidae. The transcript is spliced from 11 exons.